Liolophura sinensis is the source of this 1122-nucleotide messenger RNA. RefSeq lists its product as uncharacterized. Lineage: Eukaryota; Metazoa; Mollusca; Polyplacophora; Chitonida; Chitonidae. Bases 1 to 1122 code for a protein of 373 amino acids. The record is from RefSeq and is a predicted model, not a curated record. The transcript has 9 exons.
AUGACCCAGAUGCCUCCCACGAAUGUGGUCACUAUGAGUUCAAGACCAGUUGGCUUCCUCUCCGGGAGUACGUUGGAAGUCCGCGUUGGCCCCACCAAGCCCACCCUGCCCAACACGUUCACGGCUCGUGUGGAAUGCAAUCUGUUGGACCUGAACCGCUCCACUGACGUUAUCGAGUAUUACGACUUCCCUCACAACCGAGGCGCCAUCUACCAGACGGAGAAGGGAAUGACUGGGCAAAUCGUGUACAACUAUGAUACAAACGAGCUCUUCAUUGUGGACCGCACUGCUACGAAGUCAUGCGUUGUAGACGAACUCACAGAAGACAACAAUGACUUCCUGUUCGGAUAUAAACAGGUAAACCAAAGCACCCGGAUGUUCUCCCCGUCGGCGGCGCUUAGGUUUGGCGGGAAGAUAGUGGAGAAAUACCUGGGCAAGUCACUAGUCCGCGGGAUCGUGGUGGAGGGAUGGCAGUCAUGCUCAUACUGGCCGGAUAUGGACGCCACCAGCAAGGUCACCUGGUACUUCUCCGACGCUUCUGAAUGGACAGAAGCUAUCGGAGGAGAUCGACUUCCGGUUCGCUGUGAGAUUGUCGGGAAAUCCUACAACAGUGAUGGCGGAAGCAAGAGCUACCACCAUAUUUAUGAAUUCACGCACUUCCGGCCGUACAUUGAUGCCAAUCCGGACCACGUCUUCGAGGCCCCAAAAGGCAUGUACUGCGAAAACCGAAAGAGCUUGAAAGCUCUUCCCAUAUCACCGCAGUACUUCCAUUUUGAGACGGAAAUCGUCGUGCCGCAGACGAAAAUAGUCUCAUACAUUGCUGAGUGGUAUGACUACACAUCAAGGCUGGUACGGUGUGAAGUACGUAACCAACACGCAUUUGGGAAAUUGCACAGUGGAGUUAUAGACCCAAAUGGAUUUGAUACCGUUGAAGUGAAUCCACACACAGUCCGUCUGCGGAACCCUAAUCAGUUCUUUGACUUGGACGGAACCUUCCAGUAUGAGGGUGUGCACCGCACCUCGCGUGUGGACUGCGACGGGUGGGUGAGUAAGAAGAAGAGCUUCCCUCCUGUCAUGAACGAGACUGUGACGGAAUGGCUCUUGACAACCGUUUAUGGGUGA